Molecule: messenger RNA, 631 nt
Organism: Drosophila serrata
Lineage: Eukaryota; Metazoa; Arthropoda; Insecta; Diptera; Drosophilidae
Gene: Cdlc2
Product: Cytoplasmic dynein light chain 2
Biological process (GO): microtubule-based process
Cellular component (GO): cytoplasmic dynein complex
Molecular function (GO): dynein intermediate chain binding
Source: RefSeq, a predicted model, not a curated record
UUUGAUUUAUCCUUCAAAGUAGAAAUAACUUAUUUUGGUUUCUACAAACAAAUUUAAUGGUGUUGGGGCAGAGCAGAACAGAGCAGAGCUGAGGUGAGGUGAAAGAAUAUCGAAGUUAGACGUCUCAGGGAAAAGAUUCAGGAUGUCGGACAACAAAGCAGUGAUUAAGAACGCGGACAUGUGCGAGGAGAUGCAGCAAGAUGCUGUCAACUCUGCCACCAAGGCAAUGGAGAAGCAUAACAUCGAGAAGGAUGUUGCCGCGUACAUUAAGAAGGAGUUCGACAGGAAGUACAACCCCACCUGGCACUGCAUUGUGGGCCACCACUUUGGUUCGUAUGUAACCCAUGAGACUCGCAACUUCGUAUACUUUUACCUGGGCCAAGUGGCCGUUUUGCUCUUCAAAAGCGGCUAAGCGAUGUCAAAACAACAAUGCAGUUCUCAAUCCCAGACUAACCACGAAAUGAAAUAUCAACUUCUUGGGACGCAUUAAUAAUCGCAAUUCAGUUCUAUUUUCGAUACCUGUAGCUGCCGUUAUUUCCAAUCCAUUAUUUAAAGUGUAAUCCUGGCCCAUGCUAAUCUCUACAAAAUUCUAAAAGCCCAUCAAAUUCUUUAAAAAUUAAAUUAAAUGCUC